This is a messenger RNA of Branchiostoma belcheri (Belcher's lancelet), 3634 nucleotides long. RefSeq names its product serine/arginine repetitive matrix protein 1-like. The record is from RefSeq and is a predicted model, not a curated record. NCBI's taxonomy places the organism in Eukaryota, Metazoa, Chordata, Leptocardii, Amphioxiformes, Branchiostomatidae. The transcript has a single exon. The coding region runs from base 295 to 2019 and encodes 574 amino acids.
CAGCACACAUCUAUCCACUUUACUGCCGCGCUAAAUCCUGGAUGGGUACUUAAUGUGAUGACUAUGAAGCUCCGUCCACACAAAGGCUGCUGGAAGCUCCAAUCGGACCGGUGAUGAUGCCGAUCAACCCGCAGGCCUUUCACAAGCCGCGCUGAGAUCGAUCAUCGGACCGGGCCGCGCUACCCGGGGGCUUGGGACUGAAAUGUGCCUUGAUUACCGGGUAGCAAUCUGAAUUGGUCGGGCCCGAUCUUUUAUUUACACGCUGGUGUAGGACUGGCGGACAGGGGAGCGGAGAUGGCGGGAGUGUGGGCGGGUUUAGCGGUGUUGGUCCUGGCGGUGUACGUGAGUCCGGGCAACCUUCAACAACUCAGUCCGCAGGAGUUGAGCUUGUUGGGGGCGAACAAGAGCAAGGGGCUAGGACAGAACGGGAAUGGAGAACAUCUUCACAAGGAAACUGUGGACGGAAUAUCGGGAUCACCUGCCUCCGAGCGCCACAAGUUAGCUUCUGGCGGAAGUAGCCCGGCACCAACGCAAAAUGGUUCACCGGCUCGCGAGAACAGAGGAGGAGAGACGAUACGAGCCACGGAUAGAACGCGCACCGAGUCAUCUCUGUUGAAUCAGCGGCAGGAUGACCCUCACGUGCCGCCCACGGUUUCUACCGGUCCCCGCUCGUCACGGAGGCGGUCAGGAGGCCGGAGGAAGGCGGGGAGGGUGAAAGAACGGCGCAGACAUGGGCAGCGCCAAAGGGUCUCAACUCAUCAAGCAUCCCCCGAGAAAAAUCAGGUAAAGACGACCCGCAAGACGGGUCAGCGAAGGAACGCGCCUCAGGGUACAAGUCAGAGGGAAAGAGAGCACCCGUUACUUCGUGGUCAUGCAAGCAAGAAAGAAGGGCGAGGGGAAAUCAUUAACCCUGCGUCUCAGGGCCAAGGAGCUGUACAGAGAGCAGAGUUCCCGCCGCCAGGCAGGCCAGAACAAAGCCAGCACACGUCGGAACCAACUCCCGGUGACAUCCGUCAAACCCCGCCGUACGGGCGGCAGGAGGCCGGGCAGAAACCGCACAGUCAGGCCGCGGAGCAGGUGGGCCGCAAACCAGCCGUGCAAACAAGUAUUGUUCAGCCAUCUUCCAACACUCCAGACCAGACGCCUCCCGAGGUAUCGGUUCAUGCAAGAGAGAAGGAAACCGAUGUAGAUCAAUCGAAUUUCGAUAAGCAACAGUCUCUUAAUCUUGGAGAUCGGAAGCUCGGAAACAAAGGCGGACAUUUCGGCUCAAUAGGCGAUCAGGGCAGGUGGAGCAGCCAGGAUGACGCGUCGCCUUCUAAAGACUCACAGAACACCCCUGUCGCCCAGCAAGGUGUUCCCACAGACGACACUGAAGAAAACGGACCAGUCUACGUCUUCACACAAAACGGGAAACCCCCAUCCAUGGCCCAAGAUAACCGAAACACACCUCCCAAAACUCGACAAGAGAACUUUACCGAAACAAAGGACACCGUGCGGGUUCAAGGUCCACAACAGGGAGCCCCUCUUUUAGUAGAACCCACCAAGCCGGCUAAAUCUGAGAACAUUAACGCUCAAAUAAAGCUAAACAACCGUGCUUAUGACAUACCUGUAGGAUCUAAAUCUGUGAAAAAGAAUACAGACGAAAGCGGGCAAGCUUCAAACGCGGUUAAACCCUUCGCUACCGGGAACAAGCGGAAAGAACCGCACGCCAGGGUCGUGGUCGGCAUCGGCAGAGACGGCAACACUCAACUAGAAAUCGUGGGCGGGAACAAAGCUUCCCGCUCAAAGAACACCACGAAAAACAAGCCCGUAGAAAUCGACCUCAACGAGACGACGAAGAAAAAGAAAGAAACGCCGAAAGACAAACAAGGAACGCCGAGUAAGGAGACCGAUUUGAAAGACCCAAGCAGCGCAGCGACUCAGCAAGGUUCGUUGAGAAGCGAAGCUAAUGUCGCUCAUACCAGGUUUAUUGCUAGCCUACUCUCUGUGUCUUUAACCUUUCUAUACCUCUGUUACUAACACUGUAUGUGCUCUAUACUUUUUAUACACGUAAUCAUGCAUACGAUAUAUACGUUUUGUGGGAAACGACAAUGUAGUCUGUCGGUGUGGCCAAAACUUGCUUGCUUGUUUGAUGGUGAAAAAUGAGUGAAGUCUGAAAAAGCAACUGUGCAAUAUUGGUAGGCUCGGGUACAGGAUGAAAAUGCAUUGCGUAGUGUAUUGUAUGUUGUACUUAAAUGGCAACGGGAUUGUGACGUGGUGAUUUUGUACAGCACUGGCUGCAUGUGUACAUCUGAAUUAUAAAAGCAUCACGAGUCAUUUGCAUGUAAUCAAAGGAAAACAUUUAUGAAAUUGCGAUGUUUGAACGGUGACUAAAACUUCAUCAGCCCACUACAAAACUGAUGAUUCAUUUAGGCCACAGCAAGUCAAUGUUUUGGAUGACAUCUGCAGAUUCAACAUCUAACACGAGAGCGCCAAAAAUGGAUAAAACGCUGUAGUAGGAAUUUAUAAAGUGACUUAAAUGGUAUCAUUACAGAGUCGUGUAUUAAGUUGGGCCGUAAACUACACAUUAGCUUCCUGUCUUUGGGAAGUGCAGAAAGUGACACUAGUGAGGUAGCCUGGCAUCACUACAGCUGACUUGCAAGGCUAAGGUAUCGCCAGAGGGGAACGACAUAUCUUUCUUUGUUUGAAAACCAGGCGAAAAUCAACGCUCACUGGGACGUCACCCAUAAAAUGUACUUGCUGUGGCCUUACACUAAACGAACAAAGCUUGUGAGCCCUAGCCGCAGGGACAUAGAACAGAAUCUCUCUAUCAUAAGAAAAUGAGUAUGUACGUCGUUCAAAACUAAGCCUAUGCCUCUAUCUAUUGAUUCACAGCCAUAUAACAAGAUAAUAUCGACAUUUUAUGGCGCCUUGGCUAAGGCCCGGGGCUUAUAUCAUAUUUGAGUCGGAGAUAUUAUCUUGCCUGGCGGGGAACCAGAUAAAGUACUUUAUCUCAAAAUCCUAACCAUAUCGCUCUUACGGCAGUUGGUUAUUCAUCAGAUAUGGGUGAGUUCGCACGCCCUGUAUGUUUAACCGGGUGAUGAGUUUUAUUAGAUGUCCAGAUCACGAUGCACAUGUCGGGCGAUCUCUGGGGCACCUCAUUACGACGACUUUACGACGUAUUACCGGUCGUGAAACCGAUGUGUACUGUUACCCGUCCAAAACAAGAUCCAUCGCUUCUGGGGGGAGUUACAUGCCGACUCCCUGGGGAACAACAUCGCCUCAUUAACAUUCAGGACGUCACGUCACGUCUGACGGAGCCGGUAUCACAACGUACAUCGGAAUAAAGCAGGAUUGAUAAGGCUUAUACACUAAACCGCGCGGGUUGGAUGGGAAAACUUUAGACAUAUCCAUCGCAACCUCCCAAAUGUGACAGUGCAUCCUAACAAGGCACCGAUUUUGUUGCAGCUCAAUUACGUAGAGGGUAGAAAUCAUACAUAUUUGAUGCAGACUGGUUACUAGUAGUAAAUAUUGUAGACUGGCUGCCAGGUAGCAUUUUAUAUUCCCCACACAUGUACAUCGUGUUGGUUUAUUAUUAUGAUACCCAAGUAUUCUAGCCCAGACGUCCAUGAAUUUGAAAUAAAGAAGAAGAGAG